Molecule: messenger RNA, 1633 nt
Organism: Catharus ustulatus (Swainson's thrush)
Lineage: Eukaryota; Metazoa; Chordata; Aves; Passeriformes; Turdidae
Gene: SERTAD4
Product: SERTA domain containing 4
Exons: 4
Coding region: 95-1135 (346 amino acids)
Cellular component (GO): nucleus
Source: RefSeq, a predicted model, not a curated record
ACUCGCACCCGCCGGUGCCGAGCGCGCCGUGCCACCGCCGCCGGGAGGACAUGGCAAGGCAGUGAGCGGAUCCGUGCCGGUGCCGGCGCCCGCGAUGACCCUGGUGCUGCCCAUGCAGCGGCUGGGCCGCCCCAUCGCCGCCGAGGGAGCCGCCGACCUCGCCGCCUACCGCGCCCUCUGGGAGCCGCCCUGCUGCGGCCGCCCCGGCCCCGCCGCCCCGCCGGCCCCGACCCCGGCCCCGGCCCCGGCGGCCCCCGGCCCCCCCGCCGCAGGAUCGCAUUACAGGGGAAUUUCGAAUCCUGUAACAACAUCCAAGAUCACAUACUUUAAAAGGAAAUAUGUGGAAGAAGAGGAUUUUCAUCCGCCACUCAGCAGCUGUACACAUAAAACAAUCUCCGUGUUUGAGGAGCGGGCCCAUAUUCUUUACAUGUCUUUGGAAAAGCUGAAAUUCAUUGACGAUCCUGAAGUCUACCUGCGGAGAUCUGUGCUCAUCAACAAUCUCAUGAAGAGAAUCCACGGAGAGAUCAUCAUGCAGAACAACUGGUGCUUCUCCACCUGCUCCUUCGGUGGCACCUCCCCGCAGGAGUGGUUUGUGCCUCAGGACUGUCCAUACAGAAAACGCCUUCGGAUGGCCAAGGAGGAGUACGAGAAGCUCCACAUGUGCUGCUUCUAUCAAGAAUGUGGCAGUCACUAUUUAAAUCUACCCUACUCUGUUAAUGCUAGUACAGAAAGUAAUUCCUCUUCUUCCUCCUCCUCCUCCUCCCCUCCCAUUUCUUUGCCAAGCUGUUCCCAGCAGGUGGAUUAUGAAGUUGGCAGUGCACCUUCUUACAGAAGUGAUGACCAGAUACCUGCUAAUGAAAUAUUCAUCACUAAUGGCAGGUCUCACAGUAACCAGGAAAAGGCAAAAUUUAAUGAUGAGAAAGGAGAUAAUGAACCUGAGAGAGAGAGCAUCGACCUAAACUGUGAACCUGUAAGAGGCACCCAUGCUCUUGAAUGUAAAGGCAAAUUUUAUGACUAUUUUGAGACUGGAUGUAACGACAAGAGCAACAUAAGUGAAUCUUGGAAAAAAUCCUUAAGGAAAAAGGAGUCUUUACCAAGUAAUAAAAUCUGCUGCAACAAAGGAAGUAAAAUAUGAGGCAUCUUUCUUGCUCUGUUGAAGCAUGCACAGCAUGUUCCUUCUCUAUCAAAUUUUUAUUUUGAACGGAUUUUUUAUAGUUUUCUACGAAUGGUACAAUCAUGCCACAAACAUGACGUGUAGAGUGAAGAGCAGAUUGCGUAAAGUGUCUCUGCCAUCAGUGGCUAUUUAUAAAUGUGGAGACUUCAGAAAGAACACGGUUGCAUUACUGCUGAGCACUGUAGUCUGUGCAGCUAUGGUGGAGCUUUCGUUGCUGAAAAUGCCAAUCCAGCCAGAUGGGGAAAACAUAUCGUUUUACAUAUCCCCGCCCCCAAGAAGUCUGCCAUUAAUUAAGAAGAACCUCCAUUAUGUUUACCAAGGAAUUAGAAGUCUGGUAAACAAAUUGAUGCUACCAGCAAGGAUGAUGUGCUCCUCGUAACUCAGUAUUUGUUCUGACAAAGGACUGUCUUCAUGGAUUGGGAAUAAACCAUCCUUACGUUUUGUAGUGAUACUCUUGAA